Messenger RNA from Macrosteles quadrilineatus (aster leafhopper), 2316 nucleotides. Its product is annotated as protein lifeguard 3-like. The coding region runs from base 232 to 975 and encodes 247 amino acids. The transcript is spliced from 5 exons. Gene Ontology annotation, cellular component: membrane. The record is from RefSeq and is a predicted model, not a curated record. NCBI's taxonomy places the organism in Eukaryota, Metazoa, Arthropoda, Insecta, Hemiptera, Cicadellidae.
CUAUCUGUCACUUCUUACAAGAAGUUUUCUCGUUUUCUCUGUAGCUUUUCUGUAGUCUGUUUUUGUUUUGACUUUUGGAGAGGCGAGUGGCGACUACAGCAGACAGGCGAGGGGACAGUGGAUGGAAUGUAAGUGAGUGGACACUCGGACAGUGACAGUGGUAAACUUCUUAUCUACAGAUUAUACAAUACCUUAGUUUCCUUUAGAUAGUUCAGUGAAUCUUCACUAGAAAUGAUGGAAGCUAAAACUGAGGAUAUUGAAAAUGGAUAUGAAAAUAAUGGAGAAGAAGUUGUCUUCAAAAACUUGGAUUUCACUGAAAAAUCAAUCCGUCGAGGAUUUAUCAGGAAAGUGUAUGGGAUCCUAAUGGUGCAGCUUAUGAUAUCCCUUGGUUUUGUUUCAAUCUUCAUGUACGUUGAACCAGUGAAGCAGUUUGUUCAUGAAAAUGGAGCACCUUUUGUUUUGGCCGGAGCUAUUAUCGCCAUCGUCACUAUUAUCAUAUUGUUAUGCUCCACCAACGCUCGGCGACGUGCUCCUGCCAACAUCAUCUUCCUUGGAGUUUUCACAUUGUCCUUUAGUUUUCUUCUUGGAGUUGUGUGUGCUGCUUCCCAGAAAGAGGAGGUGUACUGGGCACUGGGUAUUUGCACUAUUGUGACUAUCAGCCUCACGAUCUUCGCUUGGCAGACCAAGAUUGACUUCACUAUGUGCCACGGAACUAUGUUUGUCCUGUUGAUGAUUCUGGUCACUGUCGGCAUUGGUUCGCUGUUCGUUCCAUAUGAUCGCACGACUCAACUCAUCAUCGCCGGGUUCGGAGCGUUUGUCUACUCUCUGUUGUUGAUCCACGACACUCAACUUAUUGUGGGAGGUAAACACAAGCUUGUUAUUUCCCCCGAGGAGUACGUGUUUGCUGCUCUCAGUCUCUACUUGGAUAUCAUCUCUCUGUUCCUCAGAAUCUUGCGUAUUAUGCGGUUGGCGUAGAUGUCGCAACUUAUCUAUCAAUUCAACUAUAUUUAUUCUUUGUGUGCGUUUCAGCAAGUUCCUGGAGGAUCAGUUUUUGCUUUGAUGUAUCAUUGUGUAAUGCAACAGUUUAUUAUAUUGUGUAGCUAUAAUUUCUAGAGUAAGUAUUGUGUGAAUGACUAUCUUUCAGUCAAAAUAAUCGGAUCUCAACUUUAAAAAUUGUACAGGUACAAUAUUUUUCAACCCAGCAGGUCUGCUGCAAUUCGUUAAGAUAUAAAAAAAAAGUUUUCUCGCAAUAUAAUCGAUUGUAUGUUUUUCAAGACUUUUUGAUAGGCUGAAAUUCUACUUUUUUAUAAAUUAGGCUCUAGUUCUAAAAUUAUUUUAAUAAUAAAUACCCUGAUCAAAUUUAUUAAGAAAUGUUACAGUAUAACUGUAUUUGGCAGAUUUAAAGUAAAAUACAUCUAGUCCAUUCUUAAGCUAAUUUCUUGUAGAUUGUAGAUGCAGGAGGAGUUUCUCAGUAAUAAGAUAGCUAGCACUGUUAAGUACUACUGCAGGAAAUGAAUAAUGGACUAAAAUAAUCACUGCAGGAAAUGAAUCAUGACCCUACUAUAUUGCCUCUUGAGAAUGAAUCAUUUAAAAACAAACAUUUGCCAUGUUGUAACAGUCAUUAGAUUGGCAUUUAACUAAUCUUUCUUCAUUAGAAAAGUAUUUAGUGUUUAGGUAUCUUAUCUUUAUUUUUAAAGUGGUUAUUCAUGACAAAAUUCUAAGGUUAGAGCAUUACUUUUUAGGCCUUUUGCAUUUAUCUUGUAACUACUGCUCAAUUUUCUAAUUUUCAACAUGAUUUCUUUUUAAAAUCAAGUGUUACUAAAUGGCCAAGUUGACCUAAUAAACUAUUCCUUGAAACAAUUAAAACUGUAUGUAUAGUUUUAUUACUGACUGAUAGAAUUUAUAAGAUAUUAUAGAUUAAGAAAACCUUUAUAUUUUGUAUACAUACUAAUACUCAAGAGACUUAAUUUUUCAAAACACUUUGUGCUUUGUGUUGUGAUAUAAAAUAGUGUUUGAAAUUGUGAUGACUCCUUAUCAUCUCAACAUAUUAUUAGUCCAGUCUGUUGCUGUAUGAAAAAGGUCUGCAAUUCACAAAUUCUUAAAAUAGAAAAAUAUAUUUCUAUAAAACAUACUUUGUGCAUUGUUUGAUAUAAAUAUAUUUUUCAAGCUACGGUAUACUUUUUUGUGAGAAUUUGUGUUGUUCAUGUUCUUUUACUUCAAACUAAGUGGAUAUAUUUUCAGGUUAGAUUUGCCCUACUAAUUUGAUAAGCUGAUGGUUCAUGUAAUUUAAAAUAAUAAAUAUUUUAUAUAGGGUUA